Molecule: messenger RNA, 882 nt
Organism: Drosophila grimshawi
Lineage: Eukaryota; Metazoa; Arthropoda; Insecta; Diptera; Drosophilidae
Exons: 1
Coding region: 1-210 (69 amino acids)
Source: RefSeq, a predicted model, not a curated record
AUGACCGAUGUCAAUUGGGCUGCCUACAACGCUUUUCGCUGCGACUUGGCCAAGGUGCAUAAGACGUUCAGUUCGUGCACUCAAACGAAAUUCACCGAGGAGGUGGGUACCCUCACCGAUUGUUCGCUUUGUUGCAAAUUUCGGGACAAGAUUCCGCCACCAGUAGCCAGAAGGAGACAGCCAACACCGCCGGCUAACCAUGGAAAAUAAUGAAAGAAAAGCUCGAAGUGGAGACCGGAAUCAAUUGCCACAGUGCUCUGGUUUGGGACACCAGCAAAGCAAUGAUUCAAUCACGAUUCUGCUAGAAACACGAGAGAAUCGCGGUCUCUCACCCGAAACCAACUCUGAUAGGACCUUUCCGGACAGUCAGACGUCCCUCUCGCAGGCUCCAAUGAAGUCCGAACUGUCACUGGCUGCAACUAGCUCGAGAUCCUUGUCCACCACAGACACAGCUGGCUCCACCAGCUCGGUAAGCGCCAGACUAACAACUACUGAGUCGCAGUCCUCUGGGUACACCACAGAGAGCAGCUACCAGACGGCACUGGCAGUAAGUGACUUCACUCUGGGUGACAGCUUCUAUAGCCCACCAAAUCUGAUGGGUCAUCUGGAAGAGAUUCAUGUGCGAGUGCCGUUCAAUGCAACAGUUGCUCAGAUCCAGAAAAUAAGCGCUGAUCUACGCAACCUUCUCUCCAACGAGCUGACGUUAAUCCAAGAGGCAUCCGAUGGAAAUAGACAAGCCAUAUAUAUAAUUGCUUAUCGAUACAUGUAGGACGAUACUCACCCGAAAAUAUAUAUUGACAAGUUGCUAGUCUUGCGCAGCCACUUGCUGUGAUCAUAUCGCAACUGGGCUGCGCAUCAUUUGCUUGUUGACAUUAUGACAAA